This is a messenger RNA of Mycotypha africana, 2669 nucleotides long. RefSeq names its product helicase C-terminal domain-containing protein. The transcript is spliced from 11 exons. Gene Ontology annotation, biological process: nucleobase-containing compound metabolic process; establishment of sister chromatid cohesion. Gene Ontology annotation, molecular function: DNA binding; ATP binding; DNA helicase activity. The record is from RefSeq and is a predicted model, not a curated record. NCBI's taxonomy places the organism in Eukaryota, Fungi, Mucoromycota, Mucoromycetes, Mucorales, Mycotyphaceae. The coding region runs from base 71 to 2617 and encodes 848 amino acids. Gene Ontology annotation, cellular component: nucleus.
UUUUUUAUUUUUUUUUUUAUGCAGCAACUGUGAACUUGCGACAAUAGAUCUCUUUUACGAUCCACGAGCGAUGAAUUCUGAAAACUUUGGCUUUCCUUUUGAACCUUAUAACAUUCAAUAUGAUUUCAUGAAGGAGCUAUAUGAGACACUUUCCGCCGGCAAGAUCGGCAUCUUCGAAAGCCCUACAGGAACUGGUAAAUCACUUAGUUUGAUAUGUGGAUCUUUAAAAUGGUUAAAAGACGAUGAUGAAAAACAAUCUCAACCGACGAAAACAACAAUCACUUCGAAAGCCGAACAACCUUCCUGGAUCGCUGCACUGAAAGGACAAACAGAAGAAGUUAUAGCGCAAGAAGAACUAAGGAAACAGAAAUCUGAUUUGAAGGAGCGCGUUGAAAGAGCGAGACUCCUUAAGAGAAAUAAAGACCUUUACUAUGUUACCAUACACAAAGACAGCAAAAAACGAAGAAAUGUCAAAACAGAAAAUGCAAUUAUUGACGAGUUUCUUCUGGAUGAUUACGACAGUGAUCAGGAAGAUACUUCCUCCAGCGGUAGUCGUAAACCUAAAGCAGAAGUUGACAGCAAUUUAUCUAAGGAGGUUCAAGCUCUUCUGGCAAAGCUGGAAACCAAGUCGAAGCCAACAGUUGCUUACGAUAAAGAUGAGAAUAACGAUGAGAAUAUCGAACUCGAAAACGAAACGAAAAUAUUUUACGCAUCAAGAACUCAUUCUCAGUUAUCACAAUUCGUUCAUGAAGUCAGAAAAACUGUUUAUGCAUCCGAUGUCUUUGAGGUAUCACUUGCCUCCAGAAAUCAUCUUUGUAUAAAUGAAGAGGUCAGACAGUUGGGCAAUGUGCAAAAAAUCAAUGAAGCUUGUUUGGAUCUACAAAAGAAAGCAUCAAAGAAAGGGCCGUGCCCUUAUUUAUUAGCAGUGGACAAUACAUCAAAGUGGAAUGAAUUCCGAGAUCAUGCCUUGGCUGAGGUUGGGGACAUUGAAGAUUUGGCUGCAGUUGGUGAGAGGCUUCAAAUUUGCCCUUACUACGGAACUAGACAUACGGUGAAGACAGCUAGAUUAAUAGUGCUACCUUAUCAAAAUCUGCUUCAUGCAAAUACUCGUGAAUCGUUGGGUAUAUCUUUAAAGAACAACGUUGUUAUCCUUGAUGAGGCGCAUAAUUUGAUGGAAACCAUAACCUCGCUUCAUACUGUACAGUUAUCAUUAUCACAGAUAACACUGGCGGGUAAUCAAUUGAAACUGUACGUUGAGAAAUACAGAGCAAGACUCGCAGGUAAAAACGUAGUCUACAUUAGACAAAUCUUGCUCAUCAUCCGAGCUCUAGUGAACCAUUUGAGUCCGAAAGAUGUGAUGCAGAGAAAAGACAGUGUUUUACGUGUAAAUGACUUCUUGCAUGCGCUUUCUAUCGAUCACAUCAAUAUGUUUAAAAUUCAACGUUAUCUUGAAGUCAGCAGCCUUUCGCGCAAGCUGAAUGGGUUUCUUGAUAUGGCCCGUGAGAAAGAAGAAGAAGAAAGGCAAAAACAGCUUCUGAAAGAUCCUAAAGCCGAUUUAACACCACCCACAGAGGUCUUGAAAACCUCUACUUUGACUCUUACACAAAUUGAGGCAUUUUUGAUGACCUUAACCAAUUCAGACAAAGAUGGCCGUAUUGUGACGACCUUUGGUGACGCUGAAAGUUCGAUACCUGCUGUGAAAUACAUGCUGUUAAAUCCUGCUGAUGCGUUCAGCCCAAUAGUAGAAGAAGCGAGGAGCGUCAUUUUAGCAGGCGGUACAAUGGAACCAAUUACGGACUUCAUGAACUACUUAUUCCCUUCUGUGCCAAAAGAUAGGAUAACCCAUUUUUCUUGUGGGCAUAUUAUUCCGCCUACAAACCUGUUAACCGUUAGUCUAGAGCAUGGUCCGACAGGAAAACCGCUACUGUUCAAUUUUGAGAGUAGGCAAGAUGUUAAACUGAUAGAUGAAGCAGGUCUGUCGAUAGCCAAUUUAUGUAACAUUAUACCUGAUGGCGUUGUAUGCUUCUUCCCUAGCUUCACAUUCUUAGAACAAGCCUACAAACGUUGGCUAUCGGUUGAAAGUGGCAAUAUUCUAUCUAGAGUGAAACAGAAGAAAAAGGUCUUCAUAGAGCCGAGAGAAAGCAAGAAAGUUGAUUCUACAUUGAGAGAUUAUACUUUACAAAUCGAAUCAACGGACAACAACUUGGGAGCACUGUUGUUGUGUGUCGUAAAUGGUAAAAUGUCGGAAGGUAUUAAUUUCUCGGAUAGACUGGGAAGAGGGGUUAUCAUGGUAGGGCUUCCUUUCGCUAACCGAGGUUCCGUGGAAUUAAUCGAAAAAAUCAAGUUUGCACAACAGAGCACGAAGGAUGAAAAUAUCAACGCUGGAAAGGAGUAUUACGAAAAUCUCUGUAUGCGAGGUGUCAACCAAUCUAUCGGUAGAGCUAUUCGUCAUCGUGGAGAUUAUGCUACUAUUAUUUUACUAGAUAAACGAUAUUCAACUAUGCGCAUCCAAAAAAAAUUACCCAAAUGGAUUGGUAGCCAUAUAGAGCAUUCAGACAAAUUUGGUAAGGUUAUGAACAAAGUGUCGACAUUCUUUCGAGGGAAGAGAAAUAUGUAGGCUCAAGAACCAAAAAAAAAAAAAAAACGAAAAAAAUCAACAAAAAAAAUAA